Molecule: messenger RNA, 4464 nt
Organism: Ylistrum balloti
Lineage: Eukaryota; Metazoa; Mollusca; Bivalvia; Pectinida; Pectinidae
Product: multidrug resistance-associated protein 1-like
Exons: 30
Coding region: 1-4464 (1487 amino acids)
Biological process (GO): transmembrane transport
Cellular component (GO): membrane
Molecular function (GO): ATP hydrolysis activity; ATP binding; ABC-type transporter activity
Source: RefSeq, a predicted model, not a curated record
AUGACUGGUGAAAGUGUCGUUGAUGAAGAAUAUAUUUAUUUAUUUACAGACAUAUGCGGGGACUCUCCAUUCUGGACCUCUGAUGUCCUGAGCUCUGCUGCCCCAAAGUUCACGACGUGUUUCCAGACCACAAUCCUACAAUGGCUGCCGUUCGUCUGGCUGUGUGUGACACUUCCGGUGUAUGUCGUGGUCAUCUUUCGACGUCCACCGGAAGUUCGCUUACCUCUGACUUCUUUCAGCAUUACAAAAUCAGUUAUCGUGGGAAUAUUCAUUCAGUUAGUGAGGAGAUGGGGCGUCAUCAGUUCGGCAGUUAUCUACGCCUACUGGGUGAUAUUGCUCGUGUGUAAUAUCAUACCGCUCCAAUCUACACUGUCAUAUGACAUUUCUUGCUCCAGCAGCAACGCUGUGUAUCAAAUUUUCUACUUCGUUUUGAUAUUGGUCCUGACUAUCCUCCACAGCUUCGCAGACAAGCGGUCCCUCCGAGAGUCUGAAAAUGAGUAUCGGUGCCCGGAUGUUGACGUGUCGACCCUGGCAAAUCUCGUAUACGCCUGGAUGACGCCAACUGUUGUCAUGGCUUACAAGAAGAAGAUAGCUACAUAUGACCUUUGGGCACAAACGGAACGCUUGAAAUGUAACAAUGCUGUGAGUGAACUCCAUUUAACGUGGAACAAAGAGCUGAAUAAGCUGACACAGUAUAACAAAGAACAGAAAACGCAACAAAGUCGACUGAAUAAGAGUUCCCACAAUGGUCAAGUGACGUCAGAAGAUACACCAUUACUGACGUCAGGGUCAUCAGGAAAAAGGCAACAUCUACAGUAUGAUGAGAAAAUUCAGCCACCGCAGCCAUCCCUAUUCAAGACAAUAUUCAAAACCUACGGCCUUUUGUGGCUCCAGUGUAACACCCUUAAAGCCCUUUCCGACCUCUGUCUUCUGUCACAGCCAGUCAUUCUCAAGUAUAUUGUGAUAUACGUCGGUAACAAAGGCGAGCCGGGUUACCCUACAUGGAACGGUGUGAUGCUGGCAUUCUUGUUCUACGCCGCCUCGCAAUGUAACACGUUUAUGUAUAACGUCAGUACGCAUCUGGCGCUUACCCUCGCUCUCAGAAUCAAAAGUGCUCUGAUUGGAACUAUUUAUAGAAAGGCAUUAAGAAUGGAUAAUAGUGUGAAAAAGGAUUACACUGUGGGACAGAUCGUGAACCUGAUGUCUGUUGAUUGUCAGCGGAUACAGGAUUCAUUUAUAUUCUAUAAUUUCAUACUGCCAUUUUUUUCAUCUAUGGCUAUCAGCAUAUACGAGAUAUCGGACGCCGUCGGCGAAAGUAUAAUUCCUUGCCUGGUUGUCUUGGCACUGUUCAUAUCGUCGAAUAUAAUUCUCGGACGAUUUCAGCAGCGAUAUCAACUUAAUAUACUUCAAAAUAAAAGCUCGAGGAUGAAACUGUUUAACGAGGUUUUAGGAGGAAUCAAGGUCUUGAAGAUGUUUGCCUGGGAGAGUAUAUUUAGUAAAAAGUUGAUAAAUAUACGUGACAAAGAAAUCAAAUUCCUCAAAAAGUUUGCUGCCGUUUCUGCCUACACGGUUACUCUCUCGGUACAGAGCCCCAUCCUGCUGUCGGCUGUGGUGUUUCUUAGCUUUGUGAUUGCCAAUCCGUCCAAGCAUCUAGACGCUGCUGAUGCCUUUCAGGUGCUAUCUGUAGUCAACUUCCUGCGCUACACAAUAUCAUUCGUACCCUACAUCAUAACGGCAAUUAUACAGAGUCGAGUGUCCAUAGGAAGAAUACAGCGGUUUUUGUGGAGUGAGGACAUCAGUACGGAUAAUGUUCACCGUGUCACUGACGCUGAUGAUGCUGUUUCUGUUAAGAAUGGUUCAUUUACCUGGGACAUCGAAUCCACUGUACCAACUCUCCGCAAUAUUGACUUGAAUAUUGGUGAGGGCGAAUUGGUAGCUGUGGUAGGACUAGUAGGGUCUGGUAAAUCUUCGCUUCUAUCUGCACUCCUUGGCGAGAUGUCAAGGAUACACGGCCGCGUUGCACUUAAGGGUACGACGGCGUAUGUACCUCAGGAAGCAUGGAUACAGAACAUGACCUUGAAGGACAACGUCUUGUACGGUAGUCAAUACCGGAACAGGCGUUACCGUAAAGUCAUCAAGGCGUGUCAACUACUUCCGGACCUUGCCAUACUCUCCGCCGGGGACCAGACUGAAAUAGGGCAGAGGGGCAUAAACCUGAGUGGUGGUCAGAAACAGAGGGUUAGUUUAGCUAGAGCAGUGUAUAGCAACUCAAGCAUAUACUUACUGGACGACCCGCUCAGCGCAGUGGACAGUCACGUGGGCAAAGCCAUCUUUGACAAAGUGAUUGGCAAUGACGGGUUACUUAAAGGAAAGACACGGAUCCUUGUGACACAUGGAGUUCAUUGGCUACCAAAUGUUGACAAAAUCAUUGUCAUGGACGAUGGUCGUAUUACAGAGGUUGGUAGUUAUGAACAGCUGCUGGAGAACAAUGGCGCUUUUUCUAAGUUUCUAAAUACAUUCUUAUUGAGGGAAGAUUCGGACGACGACGAAUCGGAUGAAGAAGUGCGGCUAAUUAAAGAACGCAUAAGAGAGCGGAUGGACCAGGUGACGUCAGACGGUCUGACGUCAGACGAUAACAUGGUAAUGGACGGCUUAACAAAAGUCCACAAGAAAUCCCUGAGGAAGCGGACUGUCAGUACCACAUCAGCUACAACUGUCGAGUCGCUUAUGUCCCUGUCAAAAUCGUUCCUAAAGUGUGACGAGGAGCAAAGAUUUACAUCCGGGCGUCUAAUUACAGAGGAAACAACCAAAGAAGGAACUGAUUUUACCGACAAAAACACUUACUACAUCACAACCUUCUUCAUCAUCGGUCUGUCACAAGGAAUUGCCACGUUCUUGUUCACGAUCCUGUAUCUCUUCCGGAUGGUUCGAGCGAGCCAGUACUUCCACUCCACAAUGCUCAAAUGCAUUUUACGUUCACCGAUGUCUUUCUUCGAUACGACACCCAUUGGUAGAAUACUGAACAGGUUCUCCAGUGACCUUGACAUCAUUGAUGACCGACUCCCAAGGACAUUUAGACUAUUACUUUAUUACUUAUCUAACUUACUUGUAACGUUUAUCGUUAUUGGUAUACAGACACCAGAAUUCCUGAUUGCUAUCAUCCCGGCAGGAACCCUAUUUAUCGUCCUAUUGAAAUUCUAUUUGCCGACUGCUAGGCAGCUGAAAAGGAUAGAGUCAGUUACACGUUCACCAGUGUACAACCAUUUCGGUGAGACGAUCACGGGGGCCAGUGUGAUCAGAGCCUACGGGUCUGUUGACAGGUUUAUACAGGAAUCAGAGAGAAGGCUUGACACCAAUCUCGCCUUCUACCACGCUGCAAACAGCGCUUCUCGGUGGGUUGGGAUUACUUCUGAAUCUCUCAGUAAUGCCCUGGUGCUGGUCGCCGCUUUAUUUACAGUUUUAUCUCCGACUGUGUCGGGCAGUGACGCUGGUCUCUCCUUGACCUACGCAUCGCAGAUAGUGACUGGUAUUGCGGUCUGUGUUUACAGUGUUAGUGAAAUGGAGAUGAAUAUUGUAUCGGCUGAGCGAGUGGAAGAGUACACUGAACUUUUUGCUGAGGCGGAGUGGGAGAGCCCCGCCCAUCGCCCUCACAAGACUUGGCCCGAAGAUGGUGCCAUACGGUUUAAAGAUUAUUCAACAAGGUACCGUCCAGGCCUGGAGCUUGUCCUUAACGGAGUUAGCUGUGUAAUGCACGGUGGAGAGAAGGUGGGUAUCGUUGGACGAACAGGAGCCGGGAAAUCAUCCCUCGUUCUGGCAUUGUUCAGGCUUACUGAAGCAGCCUCCGGAAGUAUCACCAUAGACCAGAGGAGGAUAGCCGACCUCGGUCUGCACGAUUUACGACCCAGAAUUACCAUACUGCCACAGGAUCCAGUAAUAUUUGCCGACUCCAUCAGAUCAAACCUGGAUCCCUCAGAUAAUUUUUCUGAUGAAGAGAUUUGGCGAGCGUUGGAGAGUGCUCAUCUGAAACAAUUUGUUUCCGAGCAACGCGACACAAUCUAUUAUCAAUGUGGCGAAGGUGGUGUGAACUUAAGUGUGGGACAGAGACAAUUGGUAUGUCUUGGUCGAGCUUUACUUCACAAGAACAAAAUCCUGAUCCUUGACGAAGCCACCGCAGCCGUCGAUAUGGAGACGGACGAGCUAAUACAACAGACAAUUAAAACAGAAUUUGAGGAAUGUACUGUUCUUACUAUAGCUCACAGACUGAAUACUAUCAUGGACUACGACAGAGUUAUGGUACUAGACAGAGGCCUGGUCGUUGAGUUUGAUCGCCCACAGGUCUUGUUGGAGGACCGAAGAUCAGUGUUCUAUGGUAUGGCAGACGAUGCUGGCCUUGUGGACUGGUUUGAAUCAGACAAAAACCAUGAUAGAAUUAUGACGAAAAAUGGAAAAACGGCUAAUAUUUAG